This is a messenger RNA of Cladocopium goreaui, 339 nucleotides long. The record is from the annotation of a GenBank genome assembly. Lineage: Eukaryota; Dinophyceae; Suessiales; Symbiodiniaceae.
AUGGAGCACGACUUGUCCAGUACCUUGAAUCAGCUGGUGGAGGUUCAAAAGCAGCAGAAAGCUUCCUACGAAAGCUUGGAGCGCCUGAAUCAACAGCACCGUGAAUGGCAGACAACCAUUGAGCGGCUGCUGCAGAACAUCACGGCAAGCACGGAAGGUAAAAAUUCCUUGGAACUCAUCAAUGAAUCCUUUGGGACGAUUCAGGACGAAAUCACUCAAGCCCCACGGCGGCACGAGUUGAAGAAGGUCCCCUCACUCUUUAACGAGAGGACAUAUGCCAACAACUGGAGCAUUCUACCUUUGAAGAAGUUGGUCUCUGAGGCUUUGAAGGAGAGCUGA